This is a messenger RNA of Aureobasidium subglaciale EXF-2481, 3033 nucleotides long. RefSeq lists its product as uncharacterized. The coding region runs from base 1 to 3033 and encodes 1010 amino acids. NCBI's taxonomy places the organism in Eukaryota, Fungi, Ascomycota, Dothideomycetes, Dothideales, Saccotheciaceae. Gene Ontology annotation, molecular function: zinc ion binding; DNA-binding transcription factor activity, RNA polymerase II-specific. The record is from RefSeq and is a predicted model, not a curated record. The transcript is spliced from 6 exons. Gene Ontology annotation, biological process: regulation of DNA-templated transcription.
AUGGAUCAACGACGUGCGCCCCUUGCCGGCCCCGACCAGCACUAUCAUCGUCCUUCGCUCCCUAACGACCAGUCUGUUCCUCCCUCGAAUCAGCACAUCUACCCUCCACCAAGACCACACAGUCUACCCAGUGUCGACUCCUUGCACCCUCCCCCACCACCGUCGCAUCAAUAUCACGGCCCACAACCACCUUCCACGGUGAUACAUCCAGCGCCGCACCCUGAAGGCUCGGACAGGGCUGAUCAUCCAAACACGGCACCACCUGCUGUCCACGGCACUCCUCUCAUCAAGUCUGACGUUCCCCCUGCGCCGCCCCAAUACCCUCGUCCGCCCAGUAACCCUUUGCAAUCCCAUCCCCAUCCUCAGUCACAGCAACAACAUCAUCCCGGGCAACCGCCCAACUCUCGACCACCCAUGGACCAUCCGCAAGUCGCUUAUGCGCAUCAUCCACAACACCCGCAAGGCGAACAUGUCAACUAUGUAGUAGCACCAAUGCUGGAUCCGUAUGGCCAGCCACCGCCAGGCUAUUAUCCACAGCACAUACAAUACAUGAAUCCGACCAUGCAAAUGACAAACCCAAACUCGCGCAAGAAGAGUAUGCGCGCCAGUCAGGCCUGCGAUAGAUGUCGUGAGCGUAAAUCCAAAUGCGAUGAAAAUCGCCCUUGUGCAACGUGCAAAGACCAGAACCUGGAAUGUAUUUACAAAGACACACAUCCCACCAAGGCCGACAAGAGUAACCAGGCUCUCUCUGACAUGGUCACUGAAGUUCUCAUGUCCAUCAAAACCAUCAGUGAUCGACUCGGUGUUGUAGAGAACCACCUCGCCCUCGGCAAUUCGACGCUGACUCGCGUCGAUACGCCUAAUGGAUCCAGCCAGAAUGGCUCAAGCACUGUGGCUGUAGCCCUCAACGACUCUGUGGAGCUGGCUGGAGUCCAACAGCAAAGCUGGGAACUCGGCGAACACACCACAGCAGCUCACAAGUUGUUGCUUCGUUGGCCAUCCAUCCAACCAUUCGUACGAACCAGUAAAUGCAAUAUCCAGGAAAAUUAUGUCAUGAAAGGCGAAGACCGUGGCCUCUUACGUCUUUACGGAGCUGGCGAGCGCGACAGAGAUGACAAAGCAGCCAUCGGCGCCGCAAGUCCUGCAGGCAGUGCGAGUGGAGAAGAUCUUAUCGCUUCGACUCCUGAAAACGAUAGCCGACGAUCCGAGCCAUUCACUCCUGGUUCUCCCGCCAUGGCUAUGGACAUCGACACUAUUGAUAACUUGUUCAUUUCAUACAAGAAGAAUAUCCAUCGACUGCAUCCAUUUGUUGACGUUGAGAGUUUUGGAAGAUACCUCAAGGAGUUUCAACAAAAACACUGUGCAGAAGUCAAAUAUGCUCACUCGCCAUUGUUUGUAUCAAAUGGCUCUGGUGAGCGGGAGGCUAAGCGAAGGAAGCGCAACGACAACUAUGCCGUCGGCCUUCUGCCUGGAGACUAUCCGAGCAGCUCCGCGUCGUUGCCGCCCAAGCGUGCGCCGGACAGGACAAUCACCAAUGCGAUCGUAUAUUUAGUUCUUGCCUUAGGAAAAAUAUGCGAGGCUGGUGAUCCACUUCCUGGUCCGGUCCAAGAACUCGGUCCGGUGGGUAAAGCUAACGCUCUUCAGGGCACGAUGGCAUCGCCUGUUGUGAAGCCAAGUGCAUCUUCACCGCGACAGUACCUUAGCAACGUCGCAAACUCUUCUGCUGGAGUCACACGGGCUCAAUCUUGUGAUGGCACGGGCAAUCAGAUAUCGGACAGGAGGCAGGCUCAGAACAUCGAAAAGAUAGCUGGCUUCGUCUACUAUCGGGAAGCGGCCUCGAUCCUUGGUGAUUUUACAGACUCAAACGAGCUCGCAGCUGCCCAAGCGCGUCUCCUGGCCGGCCUCUACAAGGGCCAACUUGCUAGAGUUCAGGAGAGUUGGAGCUGGAUAAAUACGGCUGCACGGACAUGCCUUUACCGUAUGAAGAUCGAUGGCCUGGACAACUCGCUCGAGAAGAUGAAGAAAAAGAAGCGAGCACUGACCAAUCACGAGAAUUUGACCAUCCUUGCAUUCUGGUCAGCAUUACAGCUUGAGAGUGACAUCCUCGCUGAGUGGGAUUAUCCACGCAGCGGUCUCCAUCUACUCGAAAAAACAGUUAUAUAUCCUGAGCAGUACAUACCGCAAUCACCAAACUGGUCCCAGGACGAACGAGAAAAGUACAUCGUGACACUGUACUACUCGGCCCAACUCUAUCUACGCACGAAGCUGAAUCAGAUCCACACGGGCUUGUAUGGAGGACAAUUAUCUGCAGAAGAUCCGCGUAAACUUGCGGAUCUCCUUUGGCAGCAAGAGGAGGACUUACAAGGCUGGCAAACACUCAUGCCAACUUACUGUUGGUCUGACGAUGAUCCACCCGCUUCCGACAUUGUGGUUGCACGUCUAAGAGGAAAGUAUUACGGCGCUCGUUACGUCUGCACCCGACCAUAUUUGGACUUCGCUCUACACGUCAUGCCCGGGCUCGGAGAAGGCAAAACCAUUGAAGAGCUGACGAGAGAUGCGAACGGUAAACAACGAGAGACCGAGCUUGCGCUAUUCACAGCCAUUAACAUGUACCACGGCGAAGAAGACAUCAAGUCCAAAUGCCGCAUUUGUAUCGAUGCCGCCCUGCGCAGCACGGUAGCAUUCGACGGUGUAGAGAAUUUUGACCACCGCUUGAUAGUCACAAACAUCAUGGGCACUGCUCAUGCACAAUUCGGCAACAUGCUGGUUCUUGCAGCAGUUUACAAUUGCAAAAUUGACUGGUUGGAACAGCUGGUUUCUAAGGACAAGCUGCAAAGUUUGCUCCAUCGCACCAUCGCUUUCAUCCGACGUCUUCAACAUGCUUCCAGUGUGGCAGUCAGCGACAUCCUGAUCCUCGAAGCAAUCGACCGCACCCUGUUCCCUGACGGCACUGACAUCUACAAGAACGAAGGCCUGACUGGCGACUCGCUCGGAUCAGGAGACUCUUUCAACUCCAUCGAUCAAAUUGUCUGA